AUGAGCAUGUCGGACGUAGAAGACGACAGAUUUCACGUCACGUGUGAAGGCAACUCCCAUCUGAGUGAUUCAAAAUGGGAGACAUUCGGCCGCAUGAGUGUGCUCAUGGGCAAACCCGCCAUUCGUGGCAUGUUGGAGUCUCUAAGCAGAGACCAGCAACACGCUGCUAUCAACAAGCUCCUACAAGGGGAACUUGCCGUCGAAGACAAAAGAUAG
Molecule: messenger RNA, 216 nt
Organism: Peronospora matthiolae
Lineage: Eukaryota; Oomycota; Peronosporomycetes; Peronosporales; Peronosporaceae
Source: the annotation of a GenBank genome assembly